AUGCCGGCCGACACCCUCUCACUCGCAGGAAAGACUGCAUUGGUUACAGGAUCUGGUCGAGAGAACGGCAUCGGAGCUGCCAUUGCCAGGGCUUUGGCCCGGAACGGCGCGUCUGUCGCCAUCCAUCAUGUAUCGGAGGCGUCCAAGGCUCGGGCGUCCAAGGUCGCCGCCGACAUCCACAAAGAGUUCGGCACCAAAACCACCGUCGUGCAAGGAGGGGUGGAAAAGUUCGAGACUGCUCAGAACAUGGUCGAGCAAAUCCUGAAAGACUUCGGCGUCGAUCACAUUGAUAUUCUCGUCAACAACGCAGCAGCUUCAUGCAACCUACCUCUUUUGGAGGUUGGACAGGACCAGCUCGAAUACGAAUUCGCCGUCAACGUCUUCGGUGUCAUUUACUUGACCCAAGCGGUGGUGGGCGUAGGUCGAAUGCCGCAAGGUGGCCGGAUCGUCAACAUCGGCUCCAUUGCCUCCAAAGUCUUGGUCCCUCCCCCGGUAUAUGGCGCCACGAAAGCCGCAGUGGAUGCCCUGACGACGCUCUGGGCUGGCGAGCUUGGCAAGAGCCAUGGAAUUACCGUCAAUACCCUCGCACCCGGUCCCGUUCCGACAGAUCUGUCGAAAGACAUACUAGUGGCCCCUGACGGGUCUCCCACUGCGCUUCAGAUUGCCAUGUACCAACAGACGCGAGCUGCGAAUCGCCUCGGGUCCCCGGAGGAUCUGGCUGAUGCUACGCUUCUGCUAGUAUCGGAAAAGAGCCGCUGGAUCACUGCACAGUUCAUCUCCGUCAGCGGCGGAAUUACCGGCACUAUGUAA
Messenger RNA from Capronia epimyces CBS 606.96, 810 nucleotides. RefSeq lists its product as uncharacterized. NCBI's taxonomy places the organism in Eukaryota, Fungi, Ascomycota, Eurotiomycetes, Chaetothyriales, Herpotrichiellaceae. The record is from RefSeq and is a predicted model, not a curated record. The coding region runs from base 1 to 810 and encodes 269 amino acids. Gene Ontology annotation, molecular function: oxidoreductase activity, acting on the CH-OH group of donors, NAD or NADP as acceptor. The transcript is spliced from 3 exons.